UUGACUAUUUUUGUGUCACACCAUUAAUCUUUGGAAGUCAUUGUUUUAGAUGAGAGUUUGCCACCUAUGGAUUGGAAAAAAAAAGGUAUAAGAUAGCUAUUGGGACAGGAAGAGGCCUCCAUUACUUGCACAAUGGCUGCCAGAGGAGGAUAAUUCACAGGGACAUUAAGUCCACAAAUAUACUAUUGACUGUAGAUUUUGAACCACAGGUACACACAUUAGUCAUAGCUUAUUCAUCUUAGAUUCAAAAAGUUUAGUAAUUGCAUUGGAUAUGAUUUUGGCACUUGGCACCUGAGUACUAUAUGCGUGGAAUUGUGGAUAAGAAAACAGAUGUCUUUUCUUUUGGAGUUAUUUUAUUAGAGCUCAUCUCAGGCAUAAACCAGUCGAUGGGUGUCACCAAAGCUUACAUAGCUGGGUAAUGACAAUCUUGUGGAAUACUUAUAAUUUGAUGUAGUCUUUUUCAAGUUGCUCAUUUUUCAGAAGAGAAUAAUUGACUUGUGGGGUUUCUUCUAGAGUACUAAGACUAGGUGAUUAAUUAUUGAGAUUUGAUUAUAUGCAUUUGUUGUCGUUCUAAUCAAUAUUCAAUUUGAUCUUCAACAUGCAAAACCAAUAUUAAACCAGGGAGAUAUUGAUCAGCUAGUAGAUCUAAGGCUCAGAGGUGUCUAUGAUGUUACACAGCUGAAAAGACUUGCCUUUGCAGGAUCUCUCUGCAUUCGAGCAUCGCCAACAUGGCGUCCUACUAUGAGCGAGAUACGGUUUUAAUUAUCACUUGGUACUAAUACGGUUUUAAUUAUCACUUGGUACUAACGUUACAUUAUGGAUCACCUCUAAGAGAAGUAUGCAUGACUUAUUAGAUUGGUGUAUAAAGUCCCUAUUAGUGAUUAUCCCUACCGUGGUCUGUGAAAUUGUACUGAUAAGUAAGUCCUGCAUCAUUUUAAUCCUGGAUCCGCCGCUGUUGGCUUCAUUGAAGGAGCCUACUUCUUCGACGAAUCCAAACGAGCCGUGGGCCGUCUUGUAUCCCAGAAAGGUCUGGCCCACAAUAAGCUCCCCGCCGGCGACUGAGCACGAGUUCCAAGCCGACGUGCUUUCGGAGGUGCUGCGUCAUUCUCUGCCGUCCAGAAUUUUCUGUCAGUCCGAAUUGACGUCGUCUUUGGACACAGCUUCCAAAUGGGUUCUAAAAUCUGAGUGCAAGAAUGGGUUUUACAUCUCUUCUCAGACUCUUAAUCCUCUUAGAGAUUAUAUGUCCGUGCCCCAGGUCACUUUUGGCCCCAAAAGGUGGCAGUUUCCUAGAUCAGAAGGCUAUAUCAGCCUCAACGGCUAAUGAAUUGCGUCGAGACAGGCAUCCGAUCCCCAUUGAUCCUGAGAAGUAGGUCCAUUCAAUCUCUCUAUUUCUUUCAAAUUUGAUAUGGUUCAGAACGCUCGUUGGUGAUUACUAAACAUGCUUUCAAGCACGCCAGUGCUUUUGCUUGUAUAUUAUUGUAGCUUGAGCUGAACCUCCAUGUCACCUGAUGUAAGGCCUUGUUUAAUUUUCGCAUAUUUAGAUAUCAAUGGAGAUUGUAUUGACAAGGAGAAAAGGUUUUCAUGCUGAAAAGAACAGGCAUUCGUUAAAUCAUGGUUAGAUUUUAACAGGAUUUGUCAUAAAUUUGUUCGUACUAAGAACAGUUGUAUAGAAUCUAGAGUGUCAUUUGUUUUCUGUUUUUGUUUUUUUAGCAAUACUAUUUUUCUAUUUUCGAAAGUUGUAUUCUGCUUUUAUGUAGUUAGAGUAGCAUUUGGCAUUGCAACUGCAAUAGUUUUGGGUGGUGCCACCAUGGUAUCUGGACCAACUGUCUCAAGGUUACAGAUGCAGAAUGUAAGUACACUACGCUUUGUGUUGGUUCCUGAUAUUUGUAUCACUUUCGGGUACUCUUUAACCAUAAUAUGGUGCUGAAAGUAUAUUUGUACAUAUAAUGUUGCUUGUUUGUGCAAUACUUGGUCAAAUGUGCAAAUGUUUUAGAAACACGGCACCUAUAUUAAGGUGCAUCAUGCAUGUAUUGAAAUGUGAAUAAGGUUCAGAUAGUAAUUUGAAAUGUGUGUAUGACAGAGUGAUGACAUCCGAACAAAAGGGAGAGACCUGAUGGAGCCAAAACUUCAAGGGAUUCGUGAGGGACUGGUUCCCUUAAAGUAUGUCAAAUUUGAUGCAUUGAGAGGGGGACUGCCUUUUCUUUUUCCUG
Messenger RNA from Argentina anserina (silverweed cinquefoil), 2210 nucleotides. RefSeq lists its product as uncharacterized. The transcript has 2 exons. Bases 839 to 1321 code for a protein of 160 amino acids. The record is from RefSeq and is a predicted model, not a curated record. Lineage: Eukaryota; Viridiplantae; Streptophyta; Magnoliopsida; Rosales; Rosaceae.